Messenger RNA from Penicillium maclennaniae, 2502 nucleotides. RefSeq lists its product as uncharacterized. Gene Ontology annotation, molecular function: RNA binding. Gene Ontology annotation, cellular component: mitochondrial inner membrane. The transcript has 3 exons. The record is from RefSeq and is a predicted model, not a curated record. Lineage: Eukaryota; Fungi; Ascomycota; Eurotiomycetes; Eurotiales; Aspergillaceae. The annotation marks the transcript as partial.
CGAGUAUAUUUUGCGAGAGCAGCUUCGACUGCGCGGGCGACUCCGCUGCGCUGUAAUACCACCAAUCUGCAUACUCAUGGUCUGGGGUGGAGAUCAGCGCCGCUUUGGAGACGCUCGCCAGUCGGUGCACGUUCAACGUCGUCGAUUCAGUCUGGACAUAUCAAGCUCGAAGAAAAUGAGGGCCUUCUCUACGUGAAUAACAUCUUUCCCCAGCGACUCCAGUGGUUCCUGCGGGGUCCCCUCAGCCAUAUCCAACCUCUUGAAGGAAUCUUAAAGAGAAUAAACAAUCCCGAUUACGCUGCAUCGGAUCCCAAGCGGAUCGCCGAGCGGGCACUGCCAAAGGAAUUAGACCUUGAAAUCAAAGAAGUCGUGACUCGCUACAAAGAAGGUGGUGCAUUUGUCAAGUAUGCACGGAGCCCCGGUGUCAGCGACGAGGAAGUCAAAGUCGCGGCGCAGAAUUACAUUGCGAAGAACCCCAUCAGGCCCUGGUUCAACCCAUUUCAAACCGCCAAUGCAGAUCUAGUACGUGGACGACCCUGGAUUGAGGAUCUUUAUCGACUUCCCAGCCAAACCUUGAGAGUAGAGUUCCUGCCCAAUUCGACAGAGGGCCCUGCUAGGGAAUUAACUCAAGAAGCACUGUAUUCUCUUUUCCGUCCCUUUGGAAAACUACUGGAUAUUCAGCCACAACCCUCUGAUUCCAAGAUCGAACCGAGGUACGCCACUUUACGAUUCAGUCGACCCCGAUUCGCAGUGAUGGCAAAGAAUUGCAUGCACGGGUAUGCCGCUUUUGAAGAAGAGGGCGGCGGCAAGACUGGCACUAGGUUCAAAAUCAACUAUGAGCGCAAGAUCAAGUUCUCCAUGAUCAAGGAUUGGAUCUUCACCCACCCCAGACUUGUGAUCCCCGCAGUAGCAGCUCUGGUUGCCACUAUUACGGUCAUCAUAUUCGACCCUAUCAGGACCUUCUUCAUCAAGAUGAAGAUCAAGUCCUCUCUCCACAACGAGGAUAACGCGGCUUUGCAGUGGAUUCGCAGGCAAGCGGACAAGGCCAACAUGCUGUAUUUUGGACGGCGUAAAGCGGAUCCUCGGGGUCUAUCUGCCAUCUGGGAAGAUCGUCAGAAGGACAUCAGCCAGCUGCAAGCUUGGCUGACUGAGACGGCGGAGACAUUCAUCGUCCUUCAUGGUCCCCGCGGCUCUGGAAAGCGAGAGCUUGUCUUGGAGCAGGUGCUGAAGGAUCACAACUACAAAAUCGUUAUCGACUGUAAACAAAUCCAGGAUGCUCGCGGCGACACUGCCAAGAUAUCUCGAGCAGCUGCACAGGUUGGCUACAGACCGAUCUUCUCCUGGAUGAAUAGUAUCAGCAGUUUCAUUGACCUGGCGGCGCAAGGAAUGAUUGGUACCAAGGCUGGUUUCUCAGAGACUCUCGAUGCACAGCUCAGCAAGAUUUGGCAAAACACAGCAGUUGCCAUGAAGCGAGUCGCAUUGGAUGGCAGGAUGAAGGACGACAAGGAUGCCAACCUGAGCGAGGAUGAGUAUCUCGAAGCACACCCGGAGAGGAGACCUGUCGUGGUCAUUGACAAUUUCGUCUAUAAUGCUGAAGAUAGUGUCGUACUGGACAAGCUUACCGAAUGGGCCGCUAGCCUGACUUCGGCAAACAUUGCCCAUGUCAUAUUCUUGACCACUGAUUCAUCCUUCGCGAAGCCUCUCAGCAAAGCCCUUCCGAACCAGGUAUUCCGCACUAUCAGCCUCGGUGACUGUUCGCUUGAUGUAGGUCGCCGCUUUGUGAUGAACCAUCUGGAAGCUGGGUCCACAGAAGAUGCGAAAAGCCCAUCUCAGAAUGAGAAGCAGUCCCUCGAUGGUUUGGAUGACUGUAUAAGGGUUUUGGGUGGCAGGGUCACUGACCUGGAGUUCAUGGCUCAUCGGAUCGAGGCUGGAGAGACCCCUCAAGCCGCCGUGGACCGAAUCGUUGACCAGUCCGCCUCAGAGAUCAUGAAGAUCUUCAUUCUGGGAGGUGAUUCAGCCUCACCCCAAUGGUCACGCGAGCAGGCGUGGCACCUCAUCAAAUCAAUCGCACGUUCCAAGGACGGCGCCCUGCUGUAUAACAAGGUCCUCCUUUCCGAUCUGUUCAAACGCGAUGGCGAAGCAACCCUCCGAGCCCUGGAGCAAGCCGAGCUCAUCGCUAUCGGGUCCGAGCGAGGCUUCCCACGAUGGAUUAAACCCGGCAAGCCCGUCUACCGAGCUGCAUUCCAGCGUCUCACGGAGAAUAAGACUCUAGAGGGCCGCCUGGAUCUGAUGAUUCUUGCACAGCUGAUUAGUGACGAGAACAAGAGUAUCGGCAAGUAUGAGGAGGAGUUGCAGUUGCUCGGCUCGCUGCCCAAGUGUCCUUGGGAACUUACCUCGCGCCUCAAGUGGCUUCUGCGCAAAGUGCAAGGAUCUCAGGAAAAUAUCCAGAAAUACGAAACCCAGAGCGCUACCUUGAAGAAGAUGUUACAAGGUGAGAAAUAA